AUGUCCUACUCACGAGUCGAAGAAAAAGACACUGUAAUCUUCCUCACAAAGGACGACUACAACCAGCUCCCAACACUGCAACAACAGCUUGAGAAAGAAUCACCAUCAUCUAGUAGUAAACCAGAAUCAAGCGGCAAUCCAAACGACGCAUAUAACCCUGAAACAAAUGAAAUCAACUGGGACUGUCCAUGUAUUGCUCCAAUGAUCAAACCACCGUGUGGAGACACAUUUAAAGCUGCCUUCUCAUGUUUUGUAUACUCGACUGCUGAACCAAAGGGAUUUGAUUGUGUUGACCAGUUUAGAGAGAUGCAGAAGUGCUUUAGAGAGCAUCCUGAUAUAUAUGGAGAGGAGAUCGAUGAUGAUGAUGGUGCUGAUGAGGUUGAAGGUGUUGAAGGUCAAGCUCAAGCUUCAACUGGUGAUGAACAAAAACAACACAAGGAAGGCGAGGAAGCUUCAUCGGGCGCUCAGGUGCCUUCUGUAGACGUAGUAGAUACCAAGGCAUAA
Molecule: messenger RNA, 504 nt
Organism: Synchytrium microbalum
Lineage: Eukaryota; Fungi; Chytridiomycota; Chytridiomycetes; Synchytriales; Synchytriaceae
Exons: 1
Coding region: 1-504 (167 amino acids)
Biological process (GO): protein import into mitochondrial intermembrane space
Cellular component (GO): mitochondrial intermembrane space
Molecular function (GO): protein-disulfide reductase activity
Source: RefSeq, a predicted model, not a curated record